AUUUCGAAAUAGCGUGGUAGCUAAGAGCCUGGAAAUGGAUGAACGAAUGUUAGGAGAAUCCAAAUUCAACAAAAUUUCUGUUCUUUGGUGACAUUUAUUUUGGAUCGGGAAAAAGAAGGAAGGGCAGCAGCUAUUGCAAUAGCGAAAUCAGGCCCUUUCAUUUUAUCGAUUCCCAAACAGACCCGUUAAUUUCGGGAAGAAUCUGAGGAAAAUUUGAUGGAAAAUUUGAUGGAAAAUUCUAAUAGGGCUGAAGCUGAACGAUUGCUUGGAAUCGCUGAGAAACUCUUGCAAAAUCGUGAUUUUACCGGCUCCAAAGAUUUUGCAAUCUUAGCUCAAGAAACGGAGCCUCUUUUGGAUGGUUCCGAUCAGAUCUUAGCUGUUGUGGAUGUGUUGUUGGCGUCGGAGAAGAGAAUCAAUAACCACAAUGAUUGGUAUUCGAUUCUUCAGGUUGAACGGCGAUCUGAUGAUUCAGAUCUCAUCAAGAAACAGUAUCGGAAGCUUGCGUUACUUCUACAUCCUGAUAAGAAUAAAUUUCCUUAUGCCGAUCAAGCUUUCAAGCUGGUUGCAGAUUCGUGGGCAGUAUUGUCCGAUCACUCGAAGAAAUCGCUUUACGAUGACGAGCUCAAUCUCUUUGAUAAGAUGGAUUUGUCGGAGCAGAACAAAUUGCCCGUGCGCCGAAGCCAACGCUCCAGUGGGAAGAAGCAGCAAGAGUUUGAGAGCAACGACAGUGCCAACGCUGAUCUAUCUCCAAAUCAGCGGAUGAAAUUAUCGAGUUUCUGGACCGCAUGCCCUUACUGUUUCGUACUAUUCGAGUAUCCUAGGGUUUACGAGGGCUGCUGUUUGCGGUGUCAGAAUUGCAAGAGGGCAUUUCAGGCAGUGUUGCUGCCGUCGCUUCCGCCGCUGGUUCACGGCCAAGAAGCCUACUAUUGCUGCUGGGGAUUCUUUCCGAUGGGGUUUUCGGCUCAAAAUCCCGAGAAAAGUGAGAAGGGCACCGAAACAACGCCGCCAGCAGCGACGUUCCCCAAUUGGAUGCCCCCAAUAUUCUCGACCAAGCCGCAAGAAAAUAGUAGGAAUGGAGAAACGACGCCCCUGGCGGCGGCAACCACGGCGGGUAUAGAGAGAACGGCUGUGAAUGCUCCUCCUGUUGCUAGCACUCGGAUAGCGAGGGGCACUGGCACAAGUAAGAAGAGGGGCAGGCCAAAGAAACCUUCGAUUGCAGCCUAAGUUGUAAAUUUUGUCAGGAAUAAUGAUAACAUUUAUGGAGCCGAUUGGAAAUCUCUGAUUCAUGUUGUUGUAGUCUUGAUAUAUUAAGCGAUUAUGUCCAGGUGGGCGAGUUAGAACAAAGAAGGCUGAAGCUGGGGAAACCUGAGGUAACCUUUCGUUUGUAAUGUGGGCCUUCUUUUUUUUUUUUUUUUUUUAUGUUGAUUUUAGGCUUCAGAUGUAGAAAAUUAGAUGGGUAGUUCCUGAUUUUCUUCUACAUGUUGAUAUGUAAUAUGUAACUUUAUUCAAACCAGCAAUGAUAAUUUGGAGUUUUUAUCCGACCCCA
Cucurbita pepo subsp. pepo (vegetable marrow) is the source of this 1546-nucleotide messenger RNA. RefSeq lists its product as uncharacterized. The record is from RefSeq and is a predicted model, not a curated record. Lineage: Eukaryota; Viridiplantae; Streptophyta; Magnoliopsida; Cucurbitales; Cucurbitaceae.